UUUUUGCUGCUUCCUCUUGACCUCUAAACUUUGGAGUGCUUCCAAGGCCCAGUCCUUGGACCUCUGCUUUCUUGACAUUUCCCAGGUCAUUUUCAUUCUGUCUCAUAACUUUUAAAUACCAUUUGUAUGUUCAUGACUGGUAAACUUAUCUCUCACUCAGACAGCUCAUCGGAACUCCACCUUCACAUAUGCAGCUGUCUGUUCAACACCUCUUAUAGGCAAGCCCAGACUCCUGAUCUCAUGAAGUUGCUCUUCCCAUCUUCAUAAAUGGAAGUUCCCAUCUUCUCAUCACUAAGCCCAGAAACUUUAUGGUCAUCCUUGACUGCUCUCUCAUAUCCCCGUACCCUCAUAUGCACAGUGAAUCUUCUUGGCUUUAUUUUCAAUAUACAGAACACUUCUCACCACCUCUACUGUUACUGUCCUGAUUCAAGCCACACUUUUCUUUUGCCCGGAUUAUUGCAGUAGCCUCCUAACAGUGCUUCCAGCUUUGACACUUGUCUUCAAAGAGCAGCAGGAAGGAUUCUUUGAAAAUGUACAUCAGCUGUCACUCUUCUGCUCACAGCCCUCCGGUGGCUUCCCAUCUCACUCAGAGGCUUACCAAAGUUUUGGCUUUGUUGCAAAAGCAAAUCAAGACUUGGUGAACAAGUGUGCAGAUUGUGACGUAUGUCGGUCCAAGAAAUAAAUAAACAUGCAGUUCUCCCUCCUAUCAUUAGUAGAAGUGACAAGGAAUUUUUGGAAAGUAUGCAAAGAUACAUAAUUACAGAAACUGAAAGAGUGGGCUGUAAUGAGGAAGGACCUGCUGAUGAAUAUUACAUCAUAUACCGACACGUUUUUGAUAAGGUAAUAGAGUAUGUCACUGCAUACAAAUCCAUUCUUACUUCAAUCAAAAAAGAAUAUGAUGCCUUUAUUGAGACAAUAAAGGAAAGCCAAAGAACUGCGUUUUGUCUUCAUGGAAAACUUAAAGCUUUGGCAGCAGAGCCCAUAGCAUUGGUAUAUCACAGGAAAAGAACAAUCCAACUUGAAGCAAAAAUGAGGGUUAUUGAAAAUAAUUCCUCAAAAAUUCAAUUGCAAAUAGACCAAAUGAAACAACUUAGGGCAGAGUAUGACAGAAAAGAAGUAAAAUAUCAUACUUUCUCCAAAGAUCCUUCAAAACCUAUUCCAGGCAUGACUGUCCAAGAAUCCGUCAAUUUAGAUGCUCUCACUAAAUACCUGAAACAUCUUGAAGAUAAAUAUGCUGAAGUUAAACAGGUUAUGCUGAAAAAAUAUGUACCAGUUCAGAGGAAGGAGGAUUUAGAUGAGGAAAUGAUGGUGACAUUAAAACGGAGAGAUUUAGCUGAAAUUUUAAACAAAGAAUUACAGUUUCGUCAUCAGAGACUGCAGAUUAUUUCACAUGCAUUUACUUCAUGGGUAAAAUCUGAUAUGAGCAGCUCAUUUCAAGAUUUUGUGGAGCAAAUUCAGAAAACUAAAGAUUUCCAUGGUGACCAAGGCAUUGUUGAGGAACUGCUUGAAGAUGACCCAGGCAAGGCAAAAGAAGCUGAAAUUUUGCUUCACUACAUUGAAAGGUUCAAUGAAUUAAUGUCACUUGGUGAAUAUGAAAAGGCAGCUUGUUUUGCAGCACACAGUCCUAGAAGAAUUCUUCAAAACAUUGGGACAGUAAAUAAAUUUAAGGCUAUUGGAAAAAUUAGAGGAAAGCCUUUUCCAUUACUCUUAUUUUUUGAAGCCAUCUUUAGCACAAGUCAAGCAUGCAGACGUCCUAUUAAUGCAGAACUGACCGUGGAAGGAAUCAAAUGUGGAUUAUCUGAAAAACGUUUAGAUUUAGUUAUCAAUUGGGUCACCCAGGAACGGCUCACAUUUUCUGAGGAGGCUGGGGAUGUCAUUUAUGAUUACGGGGAGCAGGAUACUUAUAACAAGGCCAAGUGCCUGGCUUUAGCUCAGAUUAUCUACACUGAAUGUGGCCUACACAAGAAAGCUCUUCAUUGCCUAUGUAAACAGGGUCAGAUUUAUGGGGCCAUGGAAUACAUACAGCAGUUCAAGGACUUUACUUCCGAUGACCUGAUGGAGCUAAUAAAGUUAUGUCCUCACACUGAAUUAAUUCACUGUCUCACUAGAGAAUGGAACGGGAAACCACCAUCUUUAUCUUUCGGUCUUGCCAUACUUCAUCUAUUCUCUAUAGAUAUGAAAAAAGUUGGUAUUGAGCUACUUCAAGACAUAAGUAGAGGUGGAAACGGUAUAGUUGAACAUCUUAUGAUAAAUGAUCCAUUUUGCUCAUUAGAAAACUGGCAAGAAGUGGCAAAUAUAUGUUUACAGAAUGGCUUUGACAAAAUAUCUAAAGACAUCAUGUCUGUUCUUCGAUCUCAGGCUGGAGUUACAGAAAUUUCUGAAGAGGAUGAUACAGUCAACUUAAUGGAACAUGUUUUUUGGUAGUGCUACGUCUUAACCAGUUGAGGGAGCUUGUAUAACAUUUUAUGUGUAUUGGUUGGACAAUUUGAUUUUGGCAUAACUAACUUAUAAAUAAAUCCAAAGUAUGAAGCUCUCAGAAAUAAA
Molecule: messenger RNA, 2544 nt
Organism: Hyaena hyaena (striped hyena)
Lineage: Eukaryota; Metazoa; Chordata; Mammalia; Carnivora; Hyaenidae
Gene: CLHC1
Product: clathrin heavy chain linker domain containing 1
Exons: 12
Coding region: 664-2424 (586 amino acids)
Biological process (GO): receptor-mediated endocytosis
Cellular component (GO): clathrin complex
Molecular function (GO): clathrin light chain binding
Source: RefSeq, a predicted model, not a curated record